AUGAGUGCGGCUCCAGGUCCGCGGGAUUACGACCAUCUCUUCAAGUUGCUAAUCAUUGGUGAUAGUGGAGUUGGAAAAAGUAGUUUACUGCUUCGAUUUGCGGACAAUAUAUUUUCUCCAAAUUAUAUCACAACAAUAGGUGUUGACUUUAAAAUUAGAACGGUUACAAUUAAUGGACAACGAAUAAAAUUGCAAAUAUGGGACACAGCAGGCCAAGAAAGGUUUCGCACAAUUACUUCCACUUACUAUCGUGGGACGCAUGGUGUAAUUGUUGUUUAUGAAGUAACUAGUGGUGACUCAUUCAGCAAUGUAAAACGGUGGUUGCAUGAAAUUGAUACAAAUUGUGAAAAUGUGCAAAAAGUUCUUGUUGGAAAUAAAGCUGAUGAUCCAGAACGACGAGUAGUGCUAGAAAUCGAUGCUCGUCGAUUUGCAGAGACGAUGAAAAUUCCAUUUUUUGAAACUUCUGCUAAGGAAAACAUCAAUGUUGAAGAGAUGUUUAAUUGUAUAACGCGAUUAGUAUUAGAAGCAAAACUUCGAGCUCCUCAACCUAUUUUUCCUAAUAGUGCUGGCGGUGUGCGAUUAGGCUCCAAUUUCAAGCGGCAAGAAAAGAAAAAGUGCUGCAGCUGA
Messenger RNA from Thelazia callipaeda (thelaziosis nematode), 627 nucleotides. The record is from the annotation of a GenBank genome assembly. NCBI's taxonomy places the organism in Eukaryota, Metazoa, Nematoda, Chromadorea, Rhabditida, Thelaziidae.